AUGUCCAAUCAAAGACAAGCCUCAUCUGCCUCCCAAGUCCCUCACCUUUCUCCCGCCGAACUCUCUUACCUUUACACCUCCCUCAGCCUCCCCAAGAACCCAAUUCGACCAGAUGGUCGUUCUCCAACACAAUUCCGACCUCUUUCCGCUGAAACUACUAUUCUGCCCGGUACAAAUGGCAGCGCGCGCAUCGGAUUUGCCGACGGUACACAAGCGAUUGUCGGUGUCAAAGCCGAAGUUGAGAAAACAGUCCUCGCAGCCGAUACUCUCGACUCACGGAGUCUUGCGCAACAUGGUGAUGCGCUGAACCGCGAGGGCGAAGAAGGAUCUGCCGCUGUCUCCGGGCAGGGCGAGUGGGUUCAGAUGUCCAUUGAGAUCCCCGGGUACAGGGACGAUGAUGCGCUUCCCAUUUUCUUGGGUGAGAUGAUGCGUGAGAGUCUAGUUGGCUCGGUUGAGCAUAAGGAUGAAAUGGCUGGAGGGCUGAAGGCAAGACUUGUGAUCAACAAGCGUUGGCAUUGGAGAUUGUAUAUUGAUGUCCUCCUUCUCUCUCAACCUUUGUCUUAUCCCCUCCCGCUCCUCUCUCUUACGACCCACCUCGCCCUUCUCAGUACCAAGCUUCCUAAACUAAAAUCGACGGGCGAGGAAGACCCCUUCUUCGACGAUGACUGGGCUGCUGCGGAGUAUCUGUACCCUCGCUCAAAACCCUCGUCUGGUGCUUUCCACCCUGUGCGACCGCCUGUGACACUCCUCGUUGUGUCAGUCGGCGAAAAUGUCAUUUUCGAUCCCAACCGCGAGGAGAUUUCAGUUGCAGAUGCCGUAUUGGCCAUCUCAAUCACCAGGAGCCAUGACUCUGAGGCUCUGAAAUUGCUUUCUAUUCGCUCUAUCGACCCGCCCUCUCGUUUGACGCAACCUGGUAUCCCUAACUCCGAGAAUGCGAGCAUGCUUGGUGCUGCUCCUGCUGAGAAUCCGAGUCAGGAGGAGGUCACUGGUGUCUGGAGACCUCGCCGGGGUGGUAUCAAGCGCUCUGUUGUUGCGCGUAUGAUCAAGACGGUGCUUGGGAAGGGAGGUGUUGGCGAGGAGGUCCUCGAAGGCCUCGAGGGCGUCGAAGUACAAUGA
Molecule: messenger RNA, 1116 nt
Organism: Penicillium salamii
Lineage: Eukaryota; Fungi; Ascomycota; Eurotiomycetes; Eurotiales; Aspergillaceae
Source: the annotation of a GenBank genome assembly